AUGCAGAACAGUCCCGCCUCGUCGCACAACCCCUUCCCCUCCUCAUCCACGCCCAACUCGUUCAUGGACACCUUCGACUUUGCCAACCCCGACUUUUCCACCGCCAGCUCCGGCAUCGACGAUCUCAACAUCUUCCCCGCCAACUCGGCCCAUUCCGUCUCGUCGCACCACAACGCGCAAUCGGACGCCGGCUCCGCGCCGGUGAGCCAUCAUCCCAGCCCCUCGGCCGCCUUCAACCACUCGGCAGCCUCACACAACUCGGAUCAUCAGCCAGGCUCCACCACUCACGCCGCCGCCGCCUUCCUCAACGCUCCCUCGCACGCUGGCUCGCCUCUCGCCUUCCCGCGCAACCGUUUCGACAAUCACGCCUCCACAAGCCCACAGGGCAGCACCGCCAAUCAAGCCGGCAGCGACUCGGGCCACAACCGUCCGCCAUCCACCGUCGGCUCCGAGAUCAACUUUGCAGGCUCCCGUCACCUCGAUAGCAAUCACGCCCCCGGUUCUGCUAUGCAGCCUUCCCAUUCCAACCAGUCGCACAUGAACGACCACGACAACAACAUGCCCCAGCUCUCCAUCGCCGACCUCCAGCAGAUGCUCCUCGAGCGCGAGAGGACCGAGCGCAUUCAAAACAUGCAGACCGCUCUCCUCAAGCAGCAGCUCGACCAGCUCGCGCGCACGCAGCAGCACCAGCACUCGCAGCAGCAUUCGCAACAACAGCCGCAGCAGCAGCAGCAACACCAUCAGCACCAGCAACAGCAACAGCAACAGCAACACAUGCACAACGCUGGGCCUUCCUCCAACCUCCAACUCAACUUGUCCGGCGGCGCGGGUCAGCUCUCUCCAGGCCAGCAGCAGAGCCUCCUUGCUGCGCUCCAGAGCGCUUUUGCUGCCGGUAACAACCCAAGCGCCCACAACAACGUCCUCCAAGCCGCCCACUACCAGCAGCAGCAGCAACAGCAGCAGCAACAGCAGCAGGGCCCGGGCCAAAACGCGUGGCAGCAGAACCAAUCGGGCGCCGGUGGCGACCAGGCCAGCGUGCUCGCACAGUACGGCCUCAUCACGCCCAUGGGCUCGGGUCCCUUCAACAGCACCUCGUGUCCGCCCGGCUCGGCCAACUUUAUGUCGCCGCUCACCAUGCAGCCCAACUCGCAGCCCGGCAGCGUCGGCGUCGAGCAGAGGCCCGGCCACGACUACGUCGGCAGCUACACGCCGCUCGAGUCGCCCGCCAUGACGCCUGCCAGCGUCUUCUCCACCGGCUCCACGGGCAUCGUCAUGUCCGAGCUCUUUUCGCCGCUCACCUCGCCCGCGCUCGGGCCGCAUCCACCGAGUCUGAGCGAGAUCAUGCUGCCGCCCGCGCAGUUGCAGCAUCCGCACCAGCAGGCCAUGCACGCUUCGCCCGCGGUGGCGCCGAUCGCCAGCAGCUUUACGCCCACCGCAUCGCCGCUCGCGCUCAUCGCCAAGGGCUCGUCCAAGAUCCGCAAGAACCGCAGCACCACCGCAGAGGCAAGGGCCAACAAGGUCAGGCCGUCGCCACUCAUCAAGCCCGUGCCCGGUCCGUCGAUCAAGAAGAAGAAGGACGUCACGGGCGCGGCAGCGGCGGCGGCGAACGGCAAUGCCAAUGGUCAUGCUAAUGGCGGCGCCUCGGGUCCGAGCUCGCGACGUGCUUCCAUCACCAAUGCUGCCGACGCUGCGACGCACUCGCGCCACCAAUCGACCGAUGUGGCGCAGAGCGAGGGCACCUCGUCCACACCAUCGCCCAUCGACCUCUCGGGCGGCGGUGCCAUGCCGCCUCCGUCCGGUCCCACCAAUAAGAUCCUUACGCCCAGCUCCAUCAUGGGCAUCCGCUCCAGUCCCGGCUCGCAAGCACAGUCGCCCAACAGCCGUGCAUCCGGCGCCGCCUCCUUGUCCGCGCUCAAGGGCAAGGCGCGCGACGAGCUACGGUCGCAGCCACCGCAGCAGCAGCAGCAGCAGCAACAGCAAGCGAUGGUGCAGCAGCAACUGCAGCCGGAAGGCACGGGUAUGGCUUCGCAGCCGACGCAUCAGAUGUAUCCCAACAUUGCGCCGUUCCCUUCGGCAGCGGCACACAUGGGUGCUGCGCCCAAGGUGACGUUCAAUCUGCCGCAGAUGGGCGGUAUGCCGAUCCAGCCGGGCGGAUUGUCGCAGGCGGAGCGCGAUGCAUGGCUCUCGUACAAGUCGGCUGGCGGUCUCGAGUCGCGGCGUACAUCGCACAAGGCCGCCGAGCAGAAGCGGCGCGACUCGCUCAAGUUCUGCUUUGACGAGCUGCGCGGUCUGCUCCCCGCCAUCACGCUCGACGAGGAUGCGCCCAACGGCUCGUUGCUGGGUCCUGAUGGUGUUGAGGAGGACCGCGAGGCGGAGCGCUUCAAUCCCGCCGACGUGGGCGAUCCCGAGAUGGCAAGAUCGGCAAACAAGGCCAUCUCCAAGGUCGCGCUGCUCAGGCACAGCAACGAGUACCUCAUCCGGCUCAAGAAGAGGCUCGACCGCAGAGACCAGGCGCUGGCUGUGUGCAGAAACGAGAUCCACGAGCUCAGGGAGAAACUCGGCCUGCCGCCUUCGGACGAUCCGAGUGUGUCCGGCCGAGGUGCACCGCUGGGAUGGACCGACGCCGAUGAUUACGAUGAAGGCAUGGGCAACCAUUCCGCAGCCAUGUCCGCCGCACAAAGCCCCUCCGACGCCAAACCAGAGAUGGACCAGACCGCAUGA
Molecule: messenger RNA, 2721 nt
Organism: Moesziomyces antarcticus
Lineage: Eukaryota; Fungi; Basidiomycota; Ustilaginomycetes; Ustilaginales; Ustilaginaceae
Exons: 1
Coding region: 1-2721 (906 amino acids)
Biological process (GO): regulation of transcription by RNA polymerase II
Molecular function (GO): DNA-binding transcription factor activity, RNA polymerase II-specific; RNA polymerase II cis-regulatory region sequence-specific DNA binding; protein dimerization activity
Source: RefSeq, a predicted model, not a curated record